Molecule: messenger RNA, 768 nt
Organism: Clunio marinus
Lineage: Eukaryota; Metazoa; Arthropoda; Insecta; Diptera; Chironomidae
Source: the annotation of a GenBank genome assembly
AUGGUGAAAUUAAUAUCCAGCCAUGAAUGCAAAGUUGACUCAGGAACAAAGAUCAACCUGCAUCACCAUAGUAAAACACAAGUUUCGAAACAUUUUUGCUUUGUGAAGCUAAUCAACAUGCAUAAGAUUUGUACAGUAUUGAAGAAAAAAGCAUCAAAUACAAAGAAACAAAAUGUUAGGAGAAAUAACAUUAAUCUGAGGCUCUUAAAAUUUGUUGAUGUAACGAACUUUGUAAAGCUCAUAAAUGUUCGUAGAAAUCUCGCCUUAUAUUUUGAGUGUCACAAUCAUAAAAAUUAUUUUAUUCAUGAAUACGAUAGUAAAAAAAAAGCUCUCACAUUUUCUGAAGAACGUCUCUUGAACAAUUCACCCACGAUUGAUGUUUAUCGUCAUGAAAAUAAAAUGGUUGAAAAUGAUGAAGAGCACAUUGGAGUUGGAAAUGAUGCGAGAAAAAGGAAAAUGAAAUCAAAAAUAAAACUUUUACGAAAGCUAUUCGUUUCCUUAAGGAGCUUGAAACCAAAUGUUGUUGUCAACUAUUCAUUAUUAAUAAAAACAAUGCCUCGAGACUCUCGAACUUGUCUUCAAUUGCGCCCCAAAAAUUGUUCUCAACAUAAUGAACUACUUAAAAGAAAAGUCGAUUGUGGAAAUGUGGCUGCUAUUUAUGGAAAAGUUAUUUGGAAAAUUGCUUUCAAGCGGAAAUUUUGUUUAGAUAUUUGUGACAGAUUAAAGAAGAUUAUCGAAAAAUUUGCUUACGCUAUAAAUGUGCUUUAA